Aspergillus alliaceus is the source of this 1767-nucleotide messenger RNA. Its product is annotated as SGNH hydrolase-type esterase domain-containing protein. The transcript is spliced from 6 exons. Bases 1 to 1767 code for a protein of 588 amino acids. Gene Ontology annotation, molecular function: hydrolase activity; transmembrane transporter activity. NCBI's taxonomy places the organism in Eukaryota, Fungi, Ascomycota, Eurotiomycetes, Eurotiales, Aspergillaceae. The record is from RefSeq and is a predicted model, not a curated record. Gene Ontology annotation, cellular component: membrane. Gene Ontology annotation, biological process: transmembrane transport.
AUGAAGUUGUACCUUCUCUUCUUCUUUUUCCUCAGCCUCCACGCCCUCCCUAAUGGACCCAGGGCAGCGUCGGACAAACCUCCGUUUUUCCUUCUUGCAGGAGACAGCACGACAGCUGUUCAAACGACAAACGGCGGAGGCUGGGGGAAUGGGUUCAUUGAUACCCUCGCCAAGGGAGCCAAAGGCCACAACUACGGGCGCAACGGAGCCACAACCGUCAACUUCCGCAGCAGAGGGGACUGGAACACCCUCCUCAAGAAGGUGGAGGAGGUGAAAGCCAAUUAUCAGCCCUACGUGACCAUCCAGUUCGGCCACAGCGACCAAAAGCCGGACGCCAACAUCACUAUCACAGACUACACGAGCAACCUCCAGGCGUAUGUUGGGGAGGUGCGGAAUGCGGGGGCAGUCCCCAUUUUAGUGACUCCACUGUCUCGCCGACAAUACGAUAAUUCCACUAUUAUCCGGAAUCUGGAGGACCAGCGGGUCGCGACGAUCAAGGCCGCGAAGCAGACGGGAGCGCCGUAUAUUGACCUGAACAAAGCGAGCACGCUAUAUCUGAAUAGCAUUGGGCCGGUCAAUGCACACACUUACGAUUUGAAAGCGGGUGACUCGACCCAUCUGAAUGUGGCUGGCAGCAAGGUGUUCGGGGGAUUGGUUGCCGGGUUGAUCGUCGAGGAUUUCCCCAAACUGGGCGACGCGGGCUACGGCACAACCUUCUGCGGCUGGUUCAUCGCCGCUCUGUCUAACAGCUACCUGGCCCAGUAUCUCGACCUCGGCAUGUUUCUAGUCCUGGGCGCGACAUUACAAGUCCUCGCUCACGUCUUGAGGACCUGGCUACCCCCAUUUGCCCUGUUCACAGUGACCUUUUUCUUCGCCAGUCUCGGCCAGGCCUACCAGGACACGUACGCCAACACGUUCGUAGCCUCCGUGAAAGCAGCACAUCGAUGGCUGGGAUUCAUCCACGCGAUGUACAUGGCUGGAUGUCUCGCUGGCCCGUUCAUCUCCACGGCAGUGGCGUCAGCGGGGACCCAGUCACGGUGGGAAUUAUUCUACACAGCGCCACUGGGACUAGGCGUUGUCAACUUGGUUCUCGUGAUUCUCGCAUUCAGCGAGUCGGUGCGCUUCAAAUCAAAUACCCAAGACAAUACCGAAUUAAGCCAAGCGGAAGGACAAAAAGGUGCAAUGCAAGAGAUCCAGAAGACUCUGGCGUCGCCGGGUGUGUGGAUAAUCAGCCUGUAUUUUUUCUUUUUCCUCGGCGCGGUUAUUACCGCCGGAGGCUGGAUCGUGGAAUACCUGGUCCACGUCCGAAACGGCGAUCUAAACGAGAUGGGAUACGUCCCAGCAGGAUUCUACGGUGGCGGCUUCCUGGGCCGGCUGAUUUUGGCUGAGCCGACAUAUCGAUGGGGAGAAAGACGGAUGGUGUUCAUUUACGUGCUGCUCUGCGUCGGUUUGGAGUUGGUCUUUUGGCUGGUUCCGAAUAUCAUCACCGAGGCGGUUGCAAUUAGUCUCCUUGGAUUCUUUUCAGGGCCCUUCUUUGCUACAGGUAUUUCGGUUGCAUCGAAGAUUUUUUCUGUGGAUAUCCGCUCCUCGGCGCUGUCGUUUAUUUUUGUGCUCGGCCAGGUUGGAGGAGCUGUGUUUCCGGCUGUUACUGGUGUUAUGGCAGCUCAGGUCGGGGUUGCGGUUUUGCAGCCCAUGCUCGUUGGCUUGCUUGGGGCUACGGGGGUUUCUUGGCUGAUGAUUCCCAAGUCUAGGUUGCAUCAUGAUUGA